Molecule: messenger RNA, 1853 nt
Organism: Stegostoma tigrinum
Lineage: Eukaryota; Metazoa; Chordata; Chondrichthyes; Orectolobiformes; Stegostomatidae
Gene: dnttip1
Product: deoxynucleotidyltransferase terminal-interacting protein 1
Exons: 13
Coding region: 66-998 (310 amino acids)
Cellular component (GO): nucleus
Molecular function (GO): nucleosome binding; DNA binding
Source: RefSeq, a predicted model, not a curated record
GUGAGUGUGGGUGAUAUCCGGUGGGAACUGAGAGUCCGGUGCUGGCGGCUGAAGGAGCGGUUACCAUGGGAGCGAGUGGAGACGGCGGUAGCCCGAGUGGGGACGGCAGCGGCCUCCCGGAGCAUGAACAGCUCGGCACGAAUCCCUGGAACAUUAUGAUUAAGCACCGCCAAGUUGCUCGAAGGGGUAGGAGAUCACAGAUGGCAGUGAGUUUCACCAAUCCAAAUGUAUCCAUGGAUUUACUGCGAACUGUACUGCAGCCCCACAUCAAUGAAGAGAUCCGUGCUGUUGUCAACAAGUACACCAAGUUUUUCCAGAAGGCUGCAUGGAAUGUGAAGGAGAACAUCGGAGAAGAUGUGGAUCCUGAGCAAUUGGUACAGGAAGCCUGUAAAAACUGUCUGGAACAGGCUAAGUUGAUGUAUUCAGAUGGAGGAAAGAUGAUUACCAAAUCCAUUGGAGAGCUUGCUGCCAUAAAGCGGUCUCGACAGAUGGAGGAUGAUCUGAGCCAAAGAGGAAGUCCAAUCCCAAAGAAGAGAAAAGGCCGUCCACCAGGACAUUUGAUUUCAUUUGACCGUACGACCUCCAGUGCUGCAGUCUCAAAGGUGAAAUACACUGAGCCAAUCAAACGGGAGGGACCUAAGUGGGACCCAUCCAGGCUGACUGCAUCAACCACAUUUGUGCUUGGAUCACGUGCUAACAAAGCCUUGGGAAUGGGUGGUACCCGUGGAAGAAUCUAUAUCAAACAUCCUGAACUAUUCAAGUACUCUGCCGACUCCCAAGACAAACACUGGCUCGGGGAGAAGCAUCACAUGCCAGCCACAGGGGGUAAGAUGGCUUAUCUGCUGAUAGAAGAUGACAUUCGAGAGCUUGCAGCGAGUGAUGACUACAGGGACUCCCCUGAACUGAGAUUGGAUGAACUUCGACCUUUUGUCGUUCCCUACUGGAUCCUGGAGAAGAUGCAGAAGUAUAUGCUGGCUGUACGAACGGAGAAGGAGUAGGAAGCCGGGACAAGCUGGGAAUGGAGGGGGCACUAGGCGAGAAGCUUCUGUCUGUCCAGUGAUCUGAUGAGCCGCCUUGAAGACUGGCUGUGGUUUCUAUGACUGGUGUUUCCAAAAAUGAUACUUGGUCUGAGAGUGUAUUACUUGGCUCAAGAUCUGCAAGCAGUCAUGAAGCACUGACGAGGCCAGAGUUGAUUUUUGUCAUGCUGUGUGAAAUAAUUAAUGCCAAUCUUGUUAAAAGAUACUUCUAUUCCUUUCACAUGUUUAAAACCUCUGACAGUCAUUGAGAUGUCCUUUUAAGCUUUGCAAGCAUCCCAUGGAGGGAACUGUCCCCCACAAUAAGAUGCCUGAUUUUGGUGGUGAGCUAUUGUUCACAUUCUGUGCUGCCCCAACUUCAGGAUGGAAUGCGACUGUGUCCUGGGCUCAAGGACUUAAAGGUAACAUCUGUUUUACACACCACACUGAAGCCAUUGAUGUGUGCCAGGACUACUGAAUUGCCCAGGGAUUCAGACUGACCUUGGCAAUCCAUACACCGGCCCAGAUUGCUGUAUGUUGGACACAGACAAUACAUCAGCUUAACAAUGAGUAUCUUGCCUGUGUGUUUGUGCAGUGAGCACAGUUAAAUGCAUGCUUCAGUCAGCAGUAUUGAGAACUGUGCUAUUACUUGUGCUGAGUGUUUGGUUAACAGAAUCCUUUCUCCAGAUCAGAAAACUUAUUACUGUUCUCCCAUUCUGCAGGACAGGGGGCAGGUGAGGAGAGGUUUACUGAUAAGAUAAUAUGCAACAGAAUGCUGAACAAUUAUUCAGAACAACUUUACGGUUGUGUUACAAGUGUGAGAAGCGCCCCCCCCCCCGC